CUCGAUGCUACACUCUAAUCCUUUGAUCAACCCACCGACGCUAAUAGAGACAACAGAGAAUAUACGCUACUUGAUUGUCGAUUCUCCAAGUCAAAGUACCCUACCUAUAUACCUACAGGAAUUUGAACGAUGGAACGUCACUGAUGUUGUUCGUUGCUGCGAACCAACCUAUCCAAAAGAGUUGCUAGAGGAAAAAGGAAUUCAGGUUCAUGACUGGACAUAUGCGGAUGGUGACCAACCACCGGGUCAUCUGGUCAACAGUUGGUUGAAACUUAUCCGGCGUACCCGAAUGGAUGCUAUGGAAAGGAGAAAGGCAGGCUCAAAGCAGGUGCCGUGUAUUGCAACCCACUGUGUUGCUGGUCUUGGAAGGGCUCCAGUAUUGGUCGCCAUAGCAUUGAUAGAGGAUGGUAUGUCACCUUUGGACUCAGUGGAACUCAUUCGUGAGAGACGACGAGGAGCUAUCAACAGUAAACAACUUCGGUACUUGGAGUCAUAUAAGCGUGAGCAGGAGGCUGGGAGCUGUCGGAUCUGUUGACUAUAUGGCUGGAUAAGGAAAGA
This is a messenger RNA of Umbelopsis ramanniana AG, 558 nucleotides long. RefSeq lists its product as uncharacterized. The record is from RefSeq and is a predicted model, not a curated record. Gene Ontology annotation, biological process: protein dephosphorylation. The transcript has 3 exons. The coding region runs from base 5 to 535 and encodes 176 amino acids. NCBI's taxonomy places the organism in Eukaryota, Fungi, Mucoromycota, Umbelopsidomycetes, Umbelopsidales, Umbelopsidaceae. Gene Ontology annotation, molecular function: protein tyrosine phosphatase activity. Gene Ontology annotation, cellular component: nucleus.